Sporothrix schenckii 1099-18 is the source of this 4623-nucleotide messenger RNA. RefSeq names its product lysophospholipid hydrolase. The record is from RefSeq and is a predicted model, not a curated record. The transcript is spliced from 3 exons. Gene Ontology annotation, cellular component: endoplasmic reticulum. Gene Ontology annotation, molecular function: phosphatidylcholine lysophospholipase A1 activity. Lineage: Eukaryota; Fungi; Ascomycota; Sordariomycetes; Ophiostomatales; Ophiostomataceae. The coding region runs from base 1 to 4623 and encodes 1540 amino acids. Gene Ontology annotation, biological process: lipid metabolic process.
AUGGUUUCCCUCGACACCUCCACUAUUGUCAGCGGCACCAGCACGGCUGCUGAUGCUGCUGCCUCCCUCAGCGUCGCCCUGGCAAAAAGCUUGUCGGCUGGUGCUGGCGGUCCGCAGGCGGCCCUGUCGUCUGUGGUUUCGACUGCCCAUGAUGUCGCGGCCACCCAUGGCUCCUGGUCGUGGGUCGGCCUCUUUGCGAGGCUGGUCUUGUCGAUCCUUCAUGUCGUCUCUGUCAUCUUGUAUUUCGUGAUCAAGUUGGCCACGUUUUCGCUGCCUACACUGCUCUUCACGCUGUUCUCGACGACCCUCACCGUGACUAUGAAUGCCACGACUUUGAUGGUUAUUUUUGCUGCUUUUUUCUCUACGGCCAGCUGGUUUGUGCGGUACCGCUACCUCAACAUGUACGCGCGUCUUCCGCCAGAGCCGCAGCGCAAAGAGCCGGACAUUGACUUGUUUCCUGACACGCACGAGGAGGGUAUCAAGUCGGGCCUCUCAAACUACCUGGACGAGUUUCUUAGUGCCAUUAAGAUUUUUGGCUACCUCGAGCGGCCCGUGUUCCAUGAGCUCACCCGCAGCAUGAUGACGCGGAAGCUCAUCGCAGGCGAGACUCUGGACCUUGAAGAAGAGAAAGGAUUCUGUAUCGUGGUCGACGGGCUAGUCGAGAUCUUUGUCAAGUCGUCGAGCCACGGACACCACCACAACGCCAACGUCGACUCACGCCGCGGACCCUUCUUGGAGACCGCCUCGAGUGACGACGACGAGGAGCCUCUCGCUCAUGGAAACCAGCGGUACCAGCUCCUCACAGAGGUUCGGAAUGGCGCUCCUAUGUCGUCUCUCUUCUCUCUGAUGUCCCUCUUCACCGAGGACAUCAACCUGCGCGUUGAAGACGACAGCACACCAGCGACCCCUGCCAUGGGCGGUCGUUCAAACGUACCUCGUCCCCCGGCCAGCGCGAAGUUCCGGGGAUCACACGAUUCGCACACCCCGUUUCCAAAGACGUCUGCAUAUGGUACAGACGGCACAACUGCUGAGCCGAUGGAGACAGUAGAUGCGUCCGCCCAGCAAUCGGCUAGUUCCCGUCUCCCGCGUGUUCCCCCAAUGACCUUGGAUCCUCUUCGCGACCCUCCUCGCCCCCAACGACCGGUACCGCGACGGACAGCGACCAACUCGGUCCACCCGGAUAUCAUUGCUCGGGCCACCGUGGACACGACGAUUGCUAUUAUUCCAGCAAGCGCCUUCCGCCGUCUCAUUCGCAUCUACCCCAAAGCCACAUCGCAUAUCGUGCAUGUGAUCUUGUCCCGCUUCCAGCGUGUAACGCUCGCCACCGCGUACAACUACCUAGGGCUCUCGGAAGAGGUCUUGCAGACGGAAGAAAACAUGAUCAAAUACACCAUGCGCCAGUUGCCCAACUUCUUACGUGGAGAUGCCUUGGAGCGCCUGAAGGAGAAAUUCCACCGAGAACGCGAACGGAUCGGCGAAGACGAGACAGACAAGGGCAUCGCUCUGCACAAUCCUGCCACGGGUCGCCGCAAGAGAUCAACGACGACCCUGCGCAAGGAGGCCGCCCUGCACUCGCUGGCCCGACAGCGGCCUUCUUCCUCGGCCACGUCAUUCAGUCUUCGCCCACAGGACCACAACUCUCAGUCGAGCAACAAGCCUGGGGAUCUUCUCGCUAAUACGUCGCUGGGUGUGACCUCCGGAAACGUUGACCUCGCCGCAGACUCUCUUCCUUCCUUGGCUGAUUCACCAUUUGGCUCUGACCCUUUCCAACUCGAUGCCAACUUGGCAAUGUCGCCACUGGCCCAGAGAUCAUUCAAUCCUUUUGCGACGCAGAAACAGAACCGUAUGUCCAUCGACUCGCGGGAAGGCCUGGACGAAGAGAAUGUUUUCCGAGAGUCUGUCCUCGAGUGCAUGUUCAAAGCCAUUGGUCUCAACUCCAGCACGGCUACACCUAGGGAGGCCGAGUCGAUUGAGGCGUCUCCUCGACUUGGAUCGUACGAGAACUUCCGCCAGAGAACCUACAGUUCCAAUGCCUUUGGAUUUAUGGAUCCGUUCGGCGGUUCUGCCGAUGGUGAUGCUGACUCGAUGACCUCCGGUGCGACUGCGAACACCCCUCCUAGCGUCCAGAGCCUGGCGCACGAUAUGUUGGAUGAGGUCGAGAUUGUCUUUUUCCCCAAGGACUCAGUCCUUGUGGAGCAAGGGGAACGCAAUCCUGGUCUCUACUAUGUCAUUGACGGGUUUCUUGACGUCUGCAUGCCCGCUGGAGCUCCCACGUCUGGCGACAUCAUACAGUCGGCCAAAGCAACCGAGUCUCAGUCUACAUCCUCCUCUUCAAGCACACAGAACGGAACCGCCAAACCGACAGGCAGAAAGAAGGCCAAGUCAGCUCGUCGAAGCGUCGGCCUCAUUAAACCUGGUGGUCUUGCUGGUUACAUUGGCACCGUCUCUUCAUAUCGGUCGUUCAUCGAUGUCGUUGCGAAGACAGAUGUGUAUGUUGGCUUCUUGCCUCGCGCGUCGCUUGAGCGCAUUGUGGACCGGUAUCCCAUUGUCCUCCUUACAAUGGCAAAGCGCCUCACGAAUAUAUUGCCCCGGCUGAUCCUGCAUAUUGACUUUGCUCUGGAGUGGUUGCAGGUCAAUGCCGGCCAAGUCAUCUUCCACAAGAAUGAAGAAAGCGAGGCCAUCUACAUCGUUCUUAACGGCCGGUUGCGCUUGGUUAAUGACCGGAAGGAGGGGCGGGUUGGCGUCCUGGCCGAGUUCGGCCAGGGCGAGAGUGUUGGCGAGCUUGAGGUGCUCACCGAAUCCUCUCGUUCCGGAACCCUGCAUGCCAUUCGAGACACGGAACUGGUAAAAUUUCCCCGGACUUUGUUCAACAGCCUGGCACAGGAGCACCCCAACAUCACGAUCAAGAUUUCAAAGAUCAUUGCGUCCCGCAUGCGAAAUCUCAUGGAGAAUCCCAAUGCCGCCCUCAGUCUCAUGGACGGCAAGGCGACAAACUCCAUCGAGAAGGGCUCCUCCACUGACAAUUUACGGACGGUUGCGGUCCUUCCCGUCACCGCGGGUGUUCCAAUUGUGGAGUUUGGUGACAAACUUAUGAAUGCCCUUAGCCAAGUGGGAACGCCCAAUGGAGCAACAUCGCUCAACCAAGCCGCCAUUCUGAACCACUUGGGAAAGCACGCUUUCAACAAGAUGGGCAAGCUAAGGCUUUCGCAGUAUCUUGCGGACCUGGAAGAAAAAUACAGCCUCGUCGUCUAUGUUGCAGACACCAGUGUCAACUCGCCUUGGACACAGACCUGCAUCACACAAGCUGAUUGCAUUCUUCUCGUUGGUCUCGCAGAAGGCUCGUCGGAGAUUGGCGAAUACGAGCGGUUCAUGCUGGGCAUGAAGUCGACGGCAAGGAAGCUGCUGGUGCUCCUCCACGCGGAGCGCUAUUCGGCCUCAGGCACGACUCGAUCGUGGUUGAAGAAUCGCGUGUGGAUCAAUGGUGGCCAUUAUCACGUGCAGAUGCCGUUCGUUUCCCAAGCGGUGCCGAUUCAUCAGCCACCCAAACGACUAGGGCCUAGCCUCAAGGAGAGGGUCCAGAUCAUACAGGCCGAGAUUCAAAAGUACACCUCCCGAAAGGUGCGGCGCAGACCCUUCUAUUCCCCGGAUGCCCCAUUCAAGGACGAUUUCCAUCGUCUGGCACGGCGCCUCUGCGGGAAAUCUAUUGGCUUGGUUCUUGGCGGCGGUGGUGCUCGCGGUCUCGCGCAGAUUGGCAUCAUUCGUGCGUUGGAGGAUGCUGGCAUUCCAAUUGAUAUGAUUGGUGGAACAUCGAUGGGCGCAUUUGUCGGUGCCCUCUACGCCCGGCAUGCCGACGUGGUACCCAUCUUUGGUCUGUCCAAGAAGUUCGCGGGCCGUAUGGCGAGUGUUUGGCGCUUUGCGCUGGACUUGACAUACCCGUCCGCGUCGUACACGACCGGCCACGAGUUCAACCGCGGCAUCUACAAGUCGUUUGGCAAGGCACAGAUCGAGGACUUCUGGCUCGAAUACUACUGCAACACGACGAACAUCAGCAAGAGCCGGGCAGAGUUCCAUACAAGCGGCUACGCCUGGCGCUACGUCCGCGCUUCGAUGUCUCUAGCGGGCUUGCUGCCGCCGCUGUGUGACGAAGGCAACAUGCUGCUGGACGGUGGCUAUGUUGACAAUCUGACGGUGUCCCACAUGAAGAAUCUCGGAGCGGACAUCAUCUUUGCUGUCGACGUGGGCGCACUGGACGACGAUACGCCGCAAGCGUUUGGUGAUACGUUGUCGGGGUUCUGGGCAUUCGUCAACCGGUGGAACCCCCUGUCGGCGACGCCCAACCCGCCGACGUUGGCCGAGAUCCAGGCACGCCUCGCGUACGUGUCCAGCGUCGACGCCCUGGAGCGGGCAAAGACACUUCCCGGCUGUCUCUACAUGCGGCCCCCGAUUGACGACUACGGCACGCUUGAGUUUGGAAAGUUUGACGAGAUUGUGCAAGUCGGCUACCAUUAUGGACAGGAUUUCCUGCAGAAGUUGCGUGAUGAUGGCCGUCUUCCGUUGAUGGAGGAGACGGAGGAGAAGAAGGCGCUGCGGCGGACGAUGGCGCCUCGGAGAGCGAGUAUCUGA